Messenger RNA from Dentiscutata erythropus, 585 nucleotides. NCBI's taxonomy places the organism in Eukaryota, Fungi, Glomeromycota, Glomeromycetes, Diversisporales, Gigasporaceae. The record is from the annotation of a GenBank genome assembly.
AUGACAGAUGCCAUUUUAAAUGAGUUGGGAUUAGACGAGCUUGCGCUCGUUUACAACCCACCUUAUAACUUGGAACAGUUAGUGUCCACUCGUACCUCAGGCUCCGCGCGAAAAAAUGGUGGGCACCCGCCCCGUCCACCUAAUUGCUUUUUUUUAUUAAAAAAUGCAAUUAUGUUGGUGGCGUCUUUGGUGUGGGAAAAAGCCCCUGAAGACGUAAAGUCUUUAUAUUGUGAACUCUCAAAAGAGGCACUUAAGUUGCACGCCGCAAAAUAUCCACAUUAUAAAUUUAAGCCUAAAAAACGCCAGGUUUUUAAGGCUUAUAACCCACAUAAGAGAGAGGGCUCGCUUGAUGUUCCCAAAAUGGUCCCAGCACCAUCACCUUCGUCUCCUACACUCCUUUCGCCGCCACUUACGCCCCCCCUAACCUUUCCGGUCCCAGAAUACUUCUACUUUUCUGCUUUUCCUGCUGCUGGCCCACGGGAAUACACAGCUGAUAUUGGAUUUCACCCGGGGGUUAAUGGUGUGCAAGAACUUUAUCUUAAUUUGGAAAACCCAUGGGUUUUCAAAUUCGAUAAUAUACAUUAG